CGAAGGCCUUGGCUGAUCUGCCCGUCUACACGUGACGUGGAUUGGUGGAUCUGGUGCAGGGCGGACAAUACUUCACCGAGUGCAUGUGAUGACGAACAACGACGACCGCGCUGAGCGCGUGCGGUUGAGGAGCGGAGCAGCAGAGUGCACUGGACACAGUGGCCAAGGUAGCCCUGUCAACCCAUCAGCAGAUCUGUUAGUGCUCAACCAACUUGUGUGUAUCUUCCAUCCAUCCCGGCAGGCACCUCCCUCCCUCCCUCUCUGAUGUCCGGCAUGCAGUGCUACAAAACCAAAAUCUGUCGAUUCUUUGUGUAAGCAACACACACAGCACAGACACACGGGCCAGGGAGGAAACACACCCUGAUUUGAUUGAUAUGAUCCGGGAUCUCCUGCUUCAUGACGAUGUGUGGCUGUGCGGCUGUAUGCAGCGAGAGCCGAUGUCAGCGGGGGUCUGACUGCACAUUUGCCCACUCCUUGGAGGAGCUCAGGGCCAAACCUGACCUCAGAAAGGUGCGACGUAGAGAGAGAAGGAACCCACGCACACCGCACGCGAGAGAUGGAAGUGGAGGAUCGACGCGUGGGCACGUUGUGUGUGUGCGUGUGUGUGUGUGCGUGUGUGUGUGUGCGUGUGUGUGCGUGUGUGUGUGUGUGUGUGUGCGUGUGUGUGCAGACGAGGAUUUGCAAGCGGUGGCUCAAGGGAUGCUGCAGCGACACAUACUGCGACUUCGCCCACGGUAGGUCGGUAGGUCAGACGGUCGGUGCACACCAGCAUGACGGCUCGAUACGAUAGACACACACACCUUCUUGCGUCGUGUGGGUCGGUCAGGGACUGUGGAGUUGCGUCCGCCCGUAUCGGUUUACAAGACGAGCUUGUGCUUCAUGUGGCAGAAGGGCCGGUGCAGCUAUGAGGCGGACGAGUGCCGGUACGCACACGGCAUUCACGAGCUGCGGACACUUCCCCUUAAGUACGCCAACCUCACUUAAACCAGACAGGCAUAGCACUCUCAGCACACACACACAAUGCAACUUGUGAACGUCUCUCUGUGUAGGUUGAAUGGCCAAGGCGGCGCAACUGGCGCUGCGGCAGAGUGCAUCGACACCCCGGAGUGCCAGCCCUACACCCUUGUGGACCAGCCCGAGUGACCAUACCCAGCCACACACUUUGUCCCUCCCGCAAACAGACAGACACGAAAUCCUCCCUCUGUGUGCGUGUCGGUGGAUGUGUGUGUCAGGUGGUUGGCAUCGGGCGACGACACCACUCCCAUCUCGUCAACAGCGGAGAGCACACCAGCAGCCGCUCUAGCCAACGGGCAGAGCCACACGCCAUCUGUGUCGAGCGUCGUCGACGACGGCCGCUGGGUGCCGCCCCCGCCGACCCUGCUGCCACCACCACCAACAAUUCCACCCCCACCCCCGCCCGCGCCCAGCUGUCCACCGGCACAGGGGGACUAUGGCGACUACUGGCAGGGGGCAUAUGAGACCAAUCAGCAGCAGACCAUGGACACGUAAGCAAGCCGCCAGGAUACUCACCGACAGACAGACAUACAGAUGGUUCCAUGUCGGUCGGCUGGUCGACUGUUCGUUCGUUAGGUGGUAUCGGUACGCAUCGGGUGUUGGCCAGUAUGGAGGCUCCGUGCCGUCCUACCCGACGCAACUCGAUACCCAAUACUCGUGAGUCGUCCGUCGACAGCCAGCCAUCUGGCCAGACAGGCAUGGGAGGGAGCAUUAGGCUGUCACGUGGGUGUGUGUGUGCCGCCUGGCUGGCUGCAGUUCGUUUCCCUGUUACCCAAUCUCGGGCGGCUUUGGCACUCAUUGCGCCUGGCAUGGCAACGGGUGGGUAUGCUGGCGGGGCGGGCAGGCACACACACAGGAGACGCACUCAUCAACACACCUGGUUAUUUGGUUCGUUGACACAUGCUGCCAACAGGUGCGAAAUGGGCAGCUGCCCCUCAUACUCAUACGACGAGACCAUGCAGGCCCAAAACCAUCACCACCACAACCAGCACCAGGCAGGGUACGCAACGCCCUCCCAGCCCUCCACACAGACAGACAGACAGACAGACAGACAGAUGGACCCAUGUGUGUGCCUGCCUGCCUGCCUGCCUGUGUGUGCGUGUUGUGUUCGUUAGGUACACCGGCUACGUGGAAGACGGCCAGUGGAGCGAGUGAGGAUUUUGUGACGGGCCAGUGAUUUAGUCAGCGAGAGAUGGAUGGACGAGAGGGACGUGUAGGCUGCAAACAGGGAGGGGCGAAUGGCCG
Molecule: messenger RNA, 2259 nt
Organism: Vitrella brassicaformis
Lineage: Eukaryota; Vitrellaceae
Source: the annotation of a GenBank genome assembly